Neltuma alba is the source of this 1287-nucleotide messenger RNA. RefSeq names its product fasciclin-like arabinogalactan protein 21. The record is from RefSeq and is a predicted model, not a curated record. NCBI's taxonomy places the organism in Eukaryota, Viridiplantae, Streptophyta, Magnoliopsida, Fabales, Fabaceae. The coding region runs from base 1 to 1287 and encodes 428 amino acids. The transcript has a single exon.
AUGGAUACUUCACUGCGAUUCUCAUUGCUCUGUGCUGUUUCGAUCGUUGCGAUGCUCUGCUCACCCACGGUGACCGCCAUUGAUGGGCUGCGAGGAAGCUUCACGCCUCCAACCGUACCGCUAACGCCACCGCCGACUCCACAAGAACUCCAAGAACACUCGUUCUUCUCUCAAACGGCACUCCUCCCUCCGAUCUUGUCUCAUCUCGGUUUUCAAGAGCUUGCCACGGCGGCUCCUUCACUCUCUGACUCAACUUCCCCCGCUGCCACCUCCUGGACCGGUCCUUCUACGAUCUUUGCUGCGUCAGAUGCGUCCAUUCGCACCUGUUACUCCUGCUCUGUUCCUAAUCUUCUUCGUGAGCAUAUCGUUCCAGGAUACUUUACCAUGGAUUAUCUGCGGAAACUUGCCUUUGGAACCAAGAUCGAAACCUUGAGUCCAGGCCGCUGCAUUACUGUCACUUCUGAUUCGAUCAACGGAAACUCCAGCAAUGCUGCUGACGUGAAGGUUUUCAUCGGAGGAGUGGAGGUCACGCAGCCCGAACUAUUCAACAACGGUAUGGUGGUUAUUCAUGGCAUUCAAGGCUUUGUCGCACCACUGUCUCCGUUUUCUUGCGAUGUAGAGAGGAUGUCUUCACACUCGUACCCGUACCAUCUAGAUCAUCGUUCCGGUCACCACAUCCCGUCCGGCUCAAUGCAGACAGCUAUCAUGCGCUUAAUGAUCAGAGACGCGAUUCUCCGGCUCCGUAAUAAUGGCUUCAGCAUCCUAGCCCUCGCGAUGAAGGUGAAGUACUCCGAGCUGGUCACCCUCAAUAACAUGACGAUAUUCGCCGUUGACGAUCUAUCCAUCUUCUCCGGUUCGCAUUCUUAUAUCAGCAAUGUGAGAUUCCACAUCGUGCCGAAUCAUUACUUGACAUUUACGGACCUGGAAAAGCUACCGGUAGGAACGCCUCUGCCGACAUUGGAACGAGGCCAAACGCUGCUCAUCACUACCUCCAGUGGAGGCUUAACCUCAGCGCCGAUGAGGAUUAACUAUGUUAGGGUUAAGGUGCCGGACGUUAUCCACAACAUCAAGAUGGUGGUGCAUAGUAUUUACUUGCCAUUUCCACAUAUCAGUCCUGUGGCUGCGGCUUACGACAGUAUACUUGGAGGUGAAGGAGCGGCUCAUGCGUCGGCAGAUCAGAUGAUGGAAGGAACCUGUGCUGCUAUAAAUGGGAAUGGAAAUUGCAGCGAGCCGCCAAUACCUCAGGCCAAGCCGAUGGUGGAGAUUGAAGAUCACCAUGGCCUGUGA